Messenger RNA from Colletotrichum acutatum, 816 nucleotides. RefSeq lists its product as uncharacterized. Lineage: Eukaryota; Fungi; Ascomycota; Sordariomycetes; Glomerellales; Glomerellaceae. The transcript has 2 exons. The record is from RefSeq and is a predicted model, not a curated record. Bases 1 to 816 code for a protein of 271 amino acids.
AUGUACACUCACCGCCGUAACCGUCACCCUCGACUCUCGUCUCCAGCCCGUACCUGUUUCCCACCAUCGCAGGACCUACCCUUCUUUGACGACAUGCCGCGUCCUCAGAACUCUCACUACGAGGAACCACAGGCACUCGAGCAUCCUCGGCGCGACUACCUCGGUUAUGCAUCGCCGAGAUAUGACAGGGACAACAAUGAUGACGACCACAGUCACAGCACGCAGUCAUACAUCCACUGGCCUCCAGGUCCGUCGUACUGGGAGACCGCACAACGCGCCCGUCUCCCAGCCCAUUAUCUACCCUCUCCAUGGAGAGACACCCACAGGGCCAGACUGCGCCAUGAGAGGGAAGAAAGAACAGAGACGCAAUUCGAAGUCCUCCCUAGCGUCGAGAACAACGACCAUUACUCUCCAAUCUCCACGGACCCCCAGUGGGCAAGUGACUCGUCCUGGACGUCCCUACCGACUCCCGCAUCCGAAACAUUCACCUCACGAUCCCCAUCCUUCAGCGACGACGAUUCCAUCUCGGACCUCCAUCACCGCCGCCACCGCCGGAAUCAAGUUCCCGAUUACGUCCGCUCAACACCCGGAUCAUCCCCCCUUACCUUCCCAUCCCUAUCCUCAUAUUCAGAAGACAUCAACGACCGCAGCGCAACAGUCCGGCCCCCAACGCCACCCCGACGCCGGCAGCAAGCCCCAUCCCCAUCGCCACCUCCACCCUCCGUACACGCUCAUCUACCGACCUUGCCGUUCCGCCUCAGUCGUCAGGCGGACUGCAGAGUGAUGUGGUUUAGGAGUGGAAGAAAUUUGGGUUGA